Messenger RNA from Ilex paraguariensis (yerba mate), 732 nucleotides. The record is from the annotation of a GenBank genome assembly. Lineage: Eukaryota; Viridiplantae; Streptophyta; Magnoliopsida; Aquifoliales; Aquifoliaceae.
AUGUUUCCUUUACAACAAAGCGAUGAGCUGUUUUUUCAGAUCCCUUCUACUGAUCAUGGCCAACAACCCAAAAUCCGACAAGAUCUUAUCCUGAGUCAUCAUGCUUCACUGGAGGUGGAGAGCAACAACCUUAACACGUAUAACGUGGAAGGAAGGAAGAAAAAAAUAUCAGAUUUAAAAAGCAACGGUGAUGAGAGUACUAAUGAUGGCAAGAGGAAAAGAUUAAUUAUGCAUAGAGAGAUCGAACGACAGAGAAGACAGGGAAUGACUGGCCUUUAUGCUUCUCUUCGUUCACUACUCCCUCUCGAGUACAUCAAGGGAAAGCGUUCUACAGCAGAUCACGUACACGAAACUGUAAAUUAUAUUGAACACCUGCAGAGGAAAAACAAGGAACUGUGUAUCAAAAGAGACAAGCUAAAGAAGAUGUCCAAUACAAGUGAUCUUGGUCCUAAAAACAGAAGCUCAAAUUGUUCUUUCCCUGUAUUGCUCACGGUAAGCCUAUGCAGGUUUGGGGUGGAGAUUUUAAUCAGCUGCGGUUUCAAAGAGGAAGGUUUCCUCCUCUCAAGAGUGUUGGGAGUACUAGUUGAAGAAGGGUAUAACGUUGUCAGUUGUAUUUCCAACAAAGCAGAUGAAAAGUUUUUUUACACAAUUCAGUCCGAGGUCAGUGAUCCGGCUGGUAUUGAUCUUUCUGCCCUAAAACAAAAAUUGAUCGCCCUGAUUCAUAAUGAGUGA